This is a messenger RNA of Leishmania mexicana MHOM/GT/2001/U1103, 1794 nucleotides long. RefSeq names its product vacuolar protein sorting-like protein. Gene Ontology annotation, biological process: intracellular protein transport; vesicle-mediated transport. Gene Ontology annotation, cellular component: vacuole; CORVET complex. NCBI's taxonomy places the organism in Eukaryota, Euglenozoa, Kinetoplastea, Trypanosomatida, Trypanosomatidae. The transcript has a single exon. The coding region runs from base 1 to 1794 and encodes 597 amino acids. The record is from RefSeq and is a predicted model, not a curated record.
AUGGCACUUCCCAAUGACCCUUCGCUCCUAGUGGAAGGCUUGAAUCAAGUUCCCAAGCAGGAAUUUCUAAGUGCUCUUAGCAGGGUGUACGAGGGGCACGGAACCGCCAUUGUUUUUAUCGAGCAACACAUUCUCUCCGCUCUCAGCCGCCUAGGAAUUGCGACAUGGGACUUCGGUCGCGACAAAGGAUUCGUCGGCGUCUUUCCGCUUCAAAAUGACAUUAACUACGUUUCAGCCGACAACGUUGUGUACAUUUUGAACCCAGACCUGAGCAGCAUGCGGUCCGUUGUCGUUCACUUGCUUUCCUAUACGCAGCGAUUCGUAAAUGCAAAGCCGACAAUUCUCUACGUCCCCCAAAAGACGUUGAUUGCAGAGCAGGUGAUGGAGGACGAGUUCAAGCUCUCCCAUACAUUUCCGAACCUACGCAUUGCAAGUCUUGAUUUAGACUACGUUUUUCUGGAGGAGAAGUUUUUUACCAUGGCGCUGCCGCUGUCGUUCAAAUCGGUGUUUGCAGACGGCGAUUUGAGCAACCUAACCUGGAUUGCCAGGCUUUUGCUUAAGCUGCAAACAGCGCGCUUCGGUGCCAUUCGGCACAUCCGUGGAAAGGGCAGCAACGCUGCCAGGGUCGUUCAGCUUCUUCAGCGCAUGCAGAACUACAUCGGCCACGAUUUCGUCAAUGACAUCCCUUCCGAAGUAGAGACGCUCAUCAUUAUCGAUCGUUCCGUGGACUUCGUCACGCCGCUGAUGACACAGCUUACGUACGAGGGGCUUAUUGACGAGUUGUACGGCAUUGAGAACUGUGAGGUACAAUUUCCGUUCAGCCUGGGAGAGAGUUCCGGUGUGGGGGCGAGCGAGAGGGUUGCUCUGAACAGCACUGACAGAAUGUUUGCUGAGAUUCGUGACAAGAGUUUCACCGGGGUGGGAUCGGUGCUUUACCAAAAAUCCCUGUGGGUGAAGCAAAACUAUGACAAGCGGAAGGAGGUCCAGCAGCUGAAGGAGCUGAAGGAGUUUAUGAAAGGGCUCCCAGAGAUGCAGGAAAUGCAUAGAUUGAUUGGCAUUCAUACGAAUGUUGCCACUGAAAUCAGCAAAACCACGCAGAGCACAGAUUUUAGGAAACGUAUCCUGUUUGAGCACAACAUCAUUCAACAGAUCAAUGAGGGCGAUGCUCUGAAGUAUGUUGAGGAUCUUGUGUUCCGAAAGGAAAAGUUUGAGAUCGUUGUCCGCCUACUGGCGCUCCUGUCCCUUGUCUACGGCGGCCUGCGCGAGAAGGACUUGCUCGGCCUCAAGGAGAACAUGAUGCUUGCCUACGGUAUUCCGCAUGUUAUCACCACCUUUUUCCUGCUGGAGAGGUGCGGCUUACUUUGCGCACAGAGCGGAAAGGGAAGCAGCUACCCAGCCAUUCGCAAGCAGCUUCAAAUCUGGAAUUCAUCGCUGACUGAGGAGCAGCCGAAUGACAUCGCCUACGCGUACGGCGGUUACGCACCACCUUUGGUCCGCAUGGUAGACACUCUACUACGCAAUCCAAAAGCCUGGGACGCGGAGAAUGACGCACCAAGUCUUCUUCCUGGUGCAAAGAAGGAGCUAGUGAAUGACGUAGAGAUUGCCGGCACAGCAAAGACGGCUAUCGUCUUUGUUAUUGGCGGAAUCACAGCUUCGGAGGUGAGUGCCCUGCGCUUUGUAGAGGAGCAACUCUCCAGUGGAGGGAGACCUCAUCGCAUCUUUAUAGGCACCACAGACCUCAUAAGCGGGAAUCGCAUGAUUCGAUCGUUGCUUCCGUUUGAACCGACUCGGUGA